GUUUUGCCCCUACGGUGUCUCUGUUGUCACUCUCUCUUUACCCUUUUCUUCCCCUUUGACUGGAAUAAUUAUCAAUGACCAGCCCCACCCUGUUUAUUUGAGCGGACUAUACCUGAGCCAGCAUGAUAUUCUUCGCCUCUCUUUUCUUUUUUUUUUCCCUCCUGCCCUCCGCCAGUGUAAGGCAUGCUGCUUGACUCUUCUCGGCCGCUAGUUCCUUCCCUCACGGUCCUUCGUGCCCUUUGUUUGCAUUGAUCUAUACUAGGCGUCGUCGACUGUCUCGGCCCGCUUGUGGUGAACAGGGCUCUUUGGCUAUUGUAAAAAAUAACGGAACCACAAAAAUAGCACAUCCAUUGCCCGUCAUAUGAGGCAGUGAGUGAGUGAUCAUUGGGCACCAACCAUCGCUAUCAACAUAGACUCGUGCCGGUACCUUUUUGGUGUGACUGCCCAGGAUCUGGUGCAGUCUCGAUCUGAGCUGGGGCAACGAAUACUGGGCCGAUACCAUCCAGGGCUAUACCUUCCAUUGGCCAUUCACUGGUCUUCACGAUGUACUAUAUUCUCUACCUCGCAAGUCUCUGCCGACGCCGGCACUGGGCAGAACCUGCCUACGAAUCCUAUGCAGUCGGAGGCGGUUACACGUGCAUUGUCCGGGUCAACAACCGGGAAUACCAGACGGAGGACGUUUGCGAAUCGAAGACUCUAGCUGAGGAGAAUGCAGCGAUGCGCGCGUACCUGAUUUGCCGCAACUUCUCUGUCAACGACGGCAUGUACCCUGCUGGUCAUGAACACCGGGGGGGCCCCAUUCAGGGAAUUCCGGUCGCCAUUGGCACGGGAAGAAAGGGACGCUAUGGAGAUGAGACGGAUAUGUCGACUAGCGGCGAGAGCAGAAGUGGUGGGAGCAGUCCGGAGAGUUGUGAAGGGAGACUGGAUCGACGGGGCGUUGGACCGACGAGGGCGCUUGCUUUUGGGCAGUAAGUAGCGGAUGAUUGAUUUUCUUCGAAAAGGAGGAAGGGAGUGAAGCAGAAGGAAUACUGGGAUACUUGAUGAUGCUACGAUUUACGACAUGACUUGAAUACCAGAUAGAUCGAAAUGAUUUUCUUUGUGCUUGUUGGCUGUCGCCUUUAGCGGUGAAGGGUACUAUGGGUGAUGGGUGAUGGAUGAUGGAUGAUGGAAUUGGUCUAUGGCAGGAACACAGGGAUUGAUUCCAGACUGAUGAUCGGGCUAGUUUGUUUGAUUGAUUGCAUGGGUGGCCAGCGAUCACAAUCUUGGGUGGUGAAUUGAUGUAUGAGCGCUUAAUUGAACUUGUGUAUAUACUAUGCAGGUUGAAAUCACUGACUACUACCGCUGCUGCUAAGGUAUAUAUAUACGUAGCGGUCUAGACCACCACCCAACUGAACAACCUCCAGCCAUCAUGAUGAAACAGACACCACCGCCAUUCCUCCUGAACCUGACCUCAGGAACAACAACUGAAACCCCAAUGACGCCAACACCAGCAUCAUAGUUAUCAUCAUCACCCCUUAACAUCGCAAAUUAACCUCUGCUUCGCCUCCCUCAACCGAACAAACCGACAUGACACGCGUCUCCACACAAGCAUCAUCACAGCUGACUCAUCAUGACGUACAUCACCCAACGAACUACAUUAUGAAGUUUAUCCUUCCAAGGCAACUCGG
Aspergillus welwitschiae is the source of this 1667-nucleotide messenger RNA. RefSeq lists its product as uncharacterized. Bases 544 to 972 code for a protein of 142 amino acids. The transcript has 2 exons. The record is from RefSeq and is a predicted model, not a curated record. NCBI's taxonomy places the organism in Eukaryota, Fungi, Ascomycota, Eurotiomycetes, Eurotiales, Aspergillaceae.